Hyphopichia burtonii NRRL Y-1933 is the source of this 2352-nucleotide messenger RNA. RefSeq lists its product as uncharacterized. Gene Ontology annotation, biological process: cellular response to misfolded protein. The coding region runs from base 270 to 2249 and encodes 659 amino acids. Gene Ontology annotation, cellular component: endoplasmic reticulum membrane. Gene Ontology annotation, molecular function: Hsp70 protein binding. The transcript has a single exon. The record is from RefSeq and is a predicted model, not a curated record. Lineage: Eukaryota; Fungi; Ascomycota; Pichiomycetes; Serinales; Debaryomycetaceae.
GUUUGAUCUGCUUUGGUCCCUGAAAAACUGAAGAAGGAACGAACAAAAAAAAAAAAAAAUCAAAAAAAGGAUAAAAUCAAAACAACUUCUUGCGAUAACACACCCAUCUUUAGUAUCUUUUCAUAUUGCAAGAACCCCUUUAUUGACCCAGGUAUUACGUUAGACUGAAAGCUGGACUAGUGAGCCAACCCGCUGUGAUUGUUUUUUUGUUUUUCUUUUCAUUAUAUAUACUUAUAGUUGGGCGCUAAAACACGAAAAUCCAUUGAAUAAUGCCAUUGGCGGGUAAAGACCAUUAUAGUAUAUUGGGGCUUCACCCCAAUGCUUCUGAUGAAGAAAUCAAGAAAUCGUUUAAGAAGUUGGCGGUGAAGUAUCAUCCUGAUAAAACUGAUGAUAAAUCCCAUCAUGAACUCUUUCUCAAAAUCAACCAAGCGUAUGAAAUAUUGAAGUCUUCAGAUACCCGUACCCGGUAUGACGAAGAGAAUGGAUUUAAAUCGAAGCAUUCGCCGGUGAACAAAGCAUAUAAUUAUGCUCAGCAUUUUGCUACUAGCUUUGCCCCUAGAAACCCAUUCAAAUAUGGUGGUGGUGGUGCUAGUUAUUACGAAUUUUAUCGCUCUACGAGAAGGUAUUCUGAUGGAUUAGAUUCCGAAUCGCGAGAGGAAGAGCUAUUAAGAGAAUUGGAGAAGAAAAGAGAAAAAGAACGGUUAGCUGCUGCCGCUGCUGCAAGAGCAGCUAGAGAACGAGUCGAACGUGAACAGAGAAGAAUGGCUAAAGAAAAGAAGGAAAGAGAAGAGGCUGCUAGAAAACGGGAGAAAGAAGAACAAAUGAGACAAUUUUGUGAAAAGGAAGCAGAAAGACACGCCAAUAAACUUAAUGAAAAACUUAAACGUGAAGCUACAAAAAAACAUUGGAAUGAUUCUUACCCUAAUUACGAAACUAAGGACUUUGAUGAGUUCGACCGUCAGUACCUUAGUUCGAAAGAAGCCAGAAUGCGGGAAAGAGCUAGGGCUAGAGAAAACCUAUACGCUAAUAGCAUCCACGAUGAUCACGAUAAUGAUGAUGAAACCCCUAGCAGUGAAGGUGUUGAUGAAUCGAACCCUAUCAUUGUGGAAGAUAAGUCUGAUGAUGAAAAUGUUUCUGAUGAUGAGGAGAAAUUUCAAAGAUACCCUCCUUCAACACCCAACUAUCCUUCUUCACCUCCAGCUUAUCCGGAAGAUGGUAUAAACAACGAACAUGAUAAUGAUGAUGCUAAUUCAUCGUCAGAUUCUUAUGCUUCGGCCUCUGCAGACGUUUAUCCGAGUCUUGAAAAGGAAAAUCUAUUUCAAGGAGAAUCAAAGAAUUCCCAAACUUUUGAGCAACACGCUCACUCUAAUGAACCUCCUGGCACUUAUCUCAAUAUGGAAAAUGUACAACGUCUUUUCAGUGAUACCAGCAUGAACCCUCGCCGUAAUCACCGGUCUACUUUUUCCAGAAGAUCAGUUAGUCCUACAAGAAACCCCCGUCCUCAAAAAUUUAGUAAUAUAAGAUCCACUCCAUUGAGUAAAACAACGUCGGAAAAAUCAAGUACUUCCAAAACUAAAAGAAUGAAAAUAGAUUCUCAUUUUGAUUACUCCGAGCUACGUCUGACGUUGAAUGUUACUGACAUCGGUAACGUAGACUUCCAAGAUAUUUAUGAAAGUUUGCCCAAGGGACCUUCAAAUAGUAAUCGUAAACUUAGUGAAUCGGUAACCCAAGGAAAUCCUAAGAGACCUAAAGUGGCAGAAUAUCUGGAUGGCACGUCAAAAGCUGAAACCUUAUACACCCCCAUCAAUAAGAACGUUUAUCAAGCUCACAAUACUGAAACCCCCUCGCCACCUUUGAAAUCCCGUAGAGUUCAAUUGACAGAAUCUGAUUUGAACUCGUCAAUAAGUUCGUCAUCCUUGAAAUGCCCUCAACCCCCUCAAGUUCCUAAUAUAUCCAGCUUGACCACAAUGGCAUGGAAUCAAUACGUUGCUUCGAUGGCUGCCUACGAUAUACAAUUCGCCCAAUACAAACAACUCAUCAUCCAAUACCAAACUGAAAGAUUUCAAAAAGACCAAGCACUUCGUGAUAUAAUCAACUCCAAUGAAUCCGCCUUUAUGAUCCAUCAGAAUUGCCUUGUACGCGAUUUGGACGUCAUGACUGACUAUACCUAUGCUCUUCGUGCUUUUACUACCAGCGUCCAGCAGUACAAGCAAAAUUGCAGCUGGGUUGAGUAUUCUCAAAAGAAGUAGCUCAACCAUGUACAUUAGUUUUAUUUCACUUUUUUCUGUAAAUACCACUCAACUCUCGGUACUAGCUACCGGCUAAUGCCUCUAAUGAUUACGACCUUUCCAC